UGGCUACUUUCCCAAGGUCACCAUAGCAACUAUCGGAAGGAAAUCAUGCUUGGGAUGCUUUGGCUAGAUGUCGUCUUCUCCUUUUUUUAUUUUUAUUUUUUAUUUUUGGUAAUGAUUAGAACCUGUGACAUUCUGUAGACGUGCAUGGAGAACCAGGGUUUCCAUUGCCACCAGCCCAGCCUUGUUUGCUUCUUGGAUGGGUGGGUGGCGGCCCGGGGAGGGAAGACCCUCCGAUCCGACGGUCUCCCAUGUCUGGCACUGCAGCCUCCCCGAGCCUGUGCUUCCUAGGCACGUCAGCUUUUCAUGUUCGAGCCCGGCUGGUGUGGCCUAAGCUGGCGGGGAGAAGGAAGCCACUGUGAUGUCACAGCUGCAUUGCCCUCUCCAUCGGUGAGGGCUCUCUGAAGCUGCUCCAAGGGUGUCUUCCUCCUCCUCCUCCUCCUCCUCCGUGCGGUGUGAUGCAGGUGAAGGCUCUGCACUGAAGUCUAGACAGUCGGUCUCGGAAGUAGUUGAGAGUACCUGAGGUGAGAGUGAAGGGCAGCCGGAGAGCGCGGAGGGGCAUUGCUGCUGGGUCACUUCUCCUCGUGCUGGAAGACCAGAGGGGCUCCUUCCUUCAGCCGGUGGGCUGAGACGAUGCCAGCCCAGUAAGGAAAGGGGUGUCUUGUUUUCUCUGCUCAUGAGACGCCCCCCCUCCCUCCGCUUCAUCCUCGCGUUCUCAUCUGUCGAUUCGUGCUGCCUUGCAAAGAACGGGUCACUCAGACUCGGGAGCAGCUUAACAGGUGGGGCUGGGAAGAGUUGCAAUUUCUGAGCAAUUCUGUCCAGGUGACUGUGUCCAGGUUAUGACGACUAAUCCAAAACCAAACAAAGCAUUUAAGGUCAAGGAAGAGUCGGGAGAAAACGCCCCGGUGCUGAGCGACGAUGAACUCGUCUCAAUGUCUGUGCGGGAGUUGAACCAGCACCUGCGAGGUCUCACGAAAGAGGAGGUGAUUCGCUUGAAGCAACGGCGGCGGACACUCAAGAACCGGGGCUACGCGGCCAGCUGCCGGAUCAAGCGGGUGACCCAGAAGGAGGAGCUGGAGAGGCAGCGGGUGGAGCUACAGCAGGAAGUGGAGAAGCUGGCUCGGGAGAACAGCAGCAUGAAAUUGGAGCUGGACGCCUUGCGCUCCAAGUACGAAGCCCUGCAGACCUUUGCCCGCACCGUGGCCCGUGGCCCCAUCACCCCCACCAAAGUGGCCACCACCAGCGUGAUCACCAUCGUGAAAUCCGCCGAAAUCUCCUCCAGCUCGGUGCCCUUUUCGGCAGCGUCCUAAUGUCCAAGGAGGAGAGAGAACUGGCUGUCUGGCUAGAAGAGAGGACUUUCCAGAGACCGCUUUCUCUCUCGAAUCAGAGGUCCGUCUUUUCCCCCCAAAAAAGGAGCCAGCCAGCCACGUAGCGGCAGACUCUUUGAAGGGAAAUUUAACCGGCUGCUUUACCUCUCGUUCAGUAAGCCUUCGAGGCUGAAAUUGAAAUUCCAUAUCCAGCCCUGCAGAAAUCCAAAGGAGGCGCCUUGCACAGCUCUUCCUUGUGGUCUCCUUUUAAGUCCCAAUCGAAACGAGGUAUCGAAGGAAUGUGUGCUAAAUGAAAAUUUCAAACGGAUAACAUGGUAGAAUCAUCGAGCCAUAGGAAAAAAUAAUCUCUCUUCCUCCAGUUAGGAAAAAGAAAACGCAGCCCCAUCGUAGCUAUCUUUAUAGGUUGUGGGUGAUCAAGAUUUUGGAACAGUUCCUGCAUCCAAAUUUUCAUAGCCCCAGGUCUUUUCUCUCCAAAUUCAGAAAGCCUUGGUGAAUGUUCACCUCGUCGUCUGGUCCCUGGUGCUGCUCCAUCCCUGCUGGAGGUCCUUUUGGUCAGGGGUCCAGCAAAACGGAACAGCGUCUACAAUGCAAAAAUGUCACUGAAGCUGCUUCCCAUGAUGUGCCUGUGAAUUGGGUCUCCUUUUUGAUGUGCUGGUGUGGCUUCCAAACAAUACAUUUUGGUCUGUGUCAUCAUCCAGGUUCUACGGUAUCGUAGUGGGGGUGGGUGGGAAUGAGAAACAUACGGAGAGCAGGCGGCGUGGGGCUGGCAUUGGUGGCUAGGUUGUGGGGGGGGGGAAACCUAAUUUACCAGAAGAGGAACUUCUGAAAAAGGAUAGUGCUAUAAAAUGAUGCCUUUGAAUCAGCAUGACUUAGAAACAUGAAAGCUUUGUGAAUCAAAGACAUGCCGGGGAAAAAAUUUAGGUUUUGGGGGUUUUUUUUGGACAAGAAAGAUUUAAAAAGAAAUAUGAAUUCAACCCACAGUCUUAUCCAUAAUAUUUCUGCUGCCGCUGCCCUCUUGUUUUGGUGCUCUUUAACAUCAAGAGAUGUCAAAAGUGAACACGCAGUAAAAAGCAGAAAGAAUUAGGUCUAAUCAUCUACAGGGAAUUGGGCUCAGCAAGCCGAAAGAUAACGAAUUAAGCAGAGGAACACGGGAAGUUGGUAUUUUUGGGGGCCGUGGGGCGUGGGGUUGGAGUUAAAUUGGGACGUGGGCCUUGUGGUUCUGAGAAACGGGGAGAAAAUCAGAGCUCGUCACCAGGGUGAGAAGGAGGGACGCAAGGCUGCUGUUUGUAUGUGUGCAAAGAAUGAGAAGUGCAGGUGGACUUGAGUUUGCUCAGACAUGAGGAGGUUGUCCGUAUGGAGAGCAGGGAAGAGAGAAGGCAGUUUUUGGAUUGACGGAGAAGGCAGAGGAGUGAAUGAUGGUUAGAGUUGGGUCGUAGGUGAGGGCUGACAAGGGAAAGAAGGCUGGGAACUUGGAGUUGGGAGGCGAGUAAGUUGCCCUUUCAAAGUCCCUUUGUGCUGUUUUGUAACUUCCAAUGUGAGAACUGAAGCCUCAGAUAAAGGCCCCUUCAGAUGGGUCGGUAAUAAAAUUGCUUCCCCCUUCUGCUUAGCUGAAGCCAACCCACCAGAGAUAAAGUUCCAAUUUUCUAUUGGAAGCUGGGAAUGCAACAUUUGCAUGGUGGCACCGUCCAGAUGUUCUGCCUCACCCACAUCAUGUGGCGAUCCAGGACUGAUUCUUGCUGCCCAGGCGUCUUGCAUGUUUGCAUCCCCUGUCUUGUCAAACGCGUCCUCUCUAUUGGGGUUGGAUUUGAACUGAAGACCUUGUUUCCCUCAAAGGCUAGUUUUUGUGGUGUUUUCUUGGGGUGUCUUAAAACUCCCACUUACAUUCCCUUGCAGCUAAUACCGGUAGAUCAUGACCUCUCUUCUGUGGGUGCAUUCAUAAUUGAAAGCAAAUAAGGAAGAGUUGCUGGCCCUUAAACUCGGUGUAGGUGUUGGGGGAUAAGUGCAUCCUGGAGUGGAGUUACUAACAGUGUGAAUAGAGCACUUAGUGGUAGUCGGGUGCAUGAUCUUGUAUCACACCUUCAGCAUAUGCAACCUUCUUGGCCCUUAAUGCUCUUCUGUGCCAUUCAGUAGUUCACAAGUGAGGGUCUCCCUCCGGCCUCCCCUAGCCCUCUUGAAGACCAGUUAACGUCUGGUUUUUAUCUUUGCUGCUUUGGACUCCCUCACAAAAAGUUUGAGGAAGAAAACAAAUUGAGUUGCUUUAUGUUGUUUUGUUUUCCUUUGGAACACCCUGGGGCCUCUGCAAGCUUCCUGAAUCCUUAAAAGCAGAGGAAGGGGUUAGAUUGCACUGUCUGAGAUUCAGAAAAUAAAUGCCAGUGGCCCAAGCAGGCAUAAGAAUGUCAAAAAUGUCAGAUCCUCCCCUUUCCCUCCGGGGCCCACUGGAAGCUGAGCUCUGGAAAACGAGGGCCAAGUUAACGGGGCUCUACAAAGAUGGAAUAAAUGUUUAGAGGUGCCUUCCCCAACCUGAUGUCCCCCAAAUACAUCUCGCUGCAGCUCUCCUUGGCCCUUAGUCAACAAGGGCCAUGAUGUUCCUAGCUCCUGGUUGAAAGCUGCUACAUCUGAGGAAGACCUGGACUAUUGAUGAUGGACAACUGCCCCGUCCAUCUUAAAUUAUAAUGGUGCUCUUUCUGGAUUGGCUGUGUGCCGAUUGCCCUGCAGCUCUUGACUCUAGCUUUGUUCCUAACCUUGUUGAAGUUCCCUUUAUCUCUGGUGUUGGAUGGGCAACCCUUGGUUAGCUCCAGAAGAGGUCCUCCAUUUUUGUGGAAUGCUUCCUUGUCCUCCCCUAGCCCAUUGUUUUAGGAGAUGGACAAGCAAUAAUGGACCUAAACAGAAUUUGUUGGGAGGUGCUCUGGCAACUGUAGACCCACUGAAAUUCUUGAGGGUAUCCAAGGGAGCUCCAACCAGAGUGCCAGUUAACACCAUUGUGGUGGCCUUGAGUUGGUAAAAGCUACACGUGGGCUUAUCCCUAGAGCAGAGGUCUUCAAACUUGCCAGCUUUAAGACUUGUGGACUUCCAACUCCCAGAAUUCUCCAGCCAACUUUCCAAGGAGUUGGAAGUCCACAAGUCUUAAAGCUGCCAAGUUUGAAGACUUCUGCUCUAGAGAGUUUUUGCUGUGAUUAGGGCCUCUCACACAUUGACCAACCUCUCUGCACUUUCUUCCUAGCAGCUGCGGACCCUUUGGCCACCCCUGUCACAUGCAGGUGGUACAUGGAAGGGGAAGCCAACGGCUGGAUCAUGGGACGAUGAGGCCGUUGCACAGGACGAGAUGAUAGUUGGACUAACCCUCUGGUUAGGGGAAAACACCUCUAAAGGAAGGAGUCCUCUGGACUUCCAAGUGUAGCUAUCUUUGCUGCUAUUUUGGAGAACGGAGAGUCGCUUCUGUGGGGUAAAAGCAUCUCUCCCCCUCUCCCCCCCCCUUGGGUUGUGUCCAUUUCCCUUGCAAUCAGGCGUCGAAAGGCUUAACUCAGAAUUAAAAGCUGUUGAUACCAUAGUCAUGGUAGGUAAUCCAUAUUGGAUAUCAAUUUAAGGGCCACUUGGAAAUAUUUGAGAGACAUAUGCAUAUAGAUACAGAUAUAUGUGUGUGUGAGUGUGUGUGUAUAUAUGAUUAUAUAUACAUAUAUAUAUAUAUAUAUAUAAAAUAAUUAUAUACAUUUUACCAUACAGGUUCUUUUUGUAAGAGAUAUGUGUAAUUUUGUUGGUUAUCUUAUUUAAAUCUAUCUAUAUACCAGUUUCCAAAAAAAAAAAGAAGAAAAAAAGGACAGGAGGGACCUAAGAAUUGGUGGCUGCUUUCUAUGCAGGGGUCACUUUAAGACUUGUGAACUUGUGGGAGUUGAAAUCCACAAAUCAUAAACUGGCCCAAAGUUAGAGAUGCUUGAGUUGAUGGAUGCUCUGAGCCUGGAAGUGUUUUUCCCUCCACGAUUCCCCUUCCAGAAGGAUGGGAACACCCCAUCCAUCACCCCAAGAAAGCGAGAGAGCAGAUACCUCCUCCUCCUCCUCCUCCUUGUUUUCCUGCCUUUAGGGACUCUUCUCACCACAAAGCUUUGGGAAGAAACACAGCCCCGUGUUGUGUGCAAAACCACUGCCGCCUGUUAGAAAUGCACGUUUCUUUCUUUCUUUUUUUUAAAUGCCAUUUUUGUUCAACAGCCACUUCUCCCUUUCCUGCUUCUUAAAUCCCUGGGAAGUUUUUUGGGGUGGGAUGGGGGGUUUUGGGGGGAUCCCACCACCUACUGGGAAGACCAGCAUACUGUGGCUUCAAAUUAGCGUUUUUCAAAGGUGGCCAUUUUAAGAUUGGGGAGGGGGGACUUCAGCUCCCAGAAUCUCCCAGUCAGCCAUGCUGUGCAGGGGAAUUCUGGGAGUUGAAGUCCACCCAUCUUAAAGCUGCUGAAUUUGAAAAACACUGAUUUAAACGUUGCUAAUGUGGGGAUAAAGGAAAACUUCCUGGCGUACCAUAAACUAGCAUAUUAGAUGCAAACAGUGCUUGGCACUUCUCUUAGAUGCUAAGAUUUUUUUUUAUAAAGUAGAGAUUUAAUUUUUUUUUUUUUAAAUCUCUCUCCCAUGGAUGAUAUGACUGAAAAUUCUUGGGUUGGUUCAGCCUCUUGUCUCACAAGACACGUGAUCAUCCUUGGAUAAUUGAAAGCUGAUUAACUUGGCUUACACAUUAGUCUGGAAGGAUGCGUUUGGAUACCAAAAAAUGCACAGCACACAAGUGAUUUAACUCUCCCUUACGGAGGGAAUUCUUUCCUGUUUUUAUUCUGAUUGUAUUUUUUUUUGUUUUAAGUUGCAAGCUGUCCAGAGUUGAUUUGGGAUUGGGCAGUGCCUCUGUCAAAUCAAAUAAGAGAUAGCAUCUUAAUGGUGUAUGUAAAAACCAAAGCAGUGGCCUCUAUGAAAAUCGGAGGAAUUUAAUUUUUUUUUU
Molecule: messenger RNA, 6294 nt
Organism: Ahaetulla prasina
Lineage: Eukaryota; Metazoa; Chordata; Lepidosauria; Squamata; Colubridae
Gene: MAFK
Product: MAF bZIP transcription factor K
Exons: 3
Coding region: 837-1307 (156 amino acids)
Biological process (GO): regulation of transcription by RNA polymerase II
Cellular component (GO): nucleus
Molecular function (GO): RNA polymerase II cis-regulatory region sequence-specific DNA binding; DNA-binding transcription factor activity, RNA polymerase II-specific
Source: RefSeq, a predicted model, not a curated record